Symbiodinium natans is the source of this 1311-nucleotide messenger RNA. The record is from the annotation of a GenBank genome assembly. Lineage: Eukaryota; Dinophyceae; Suessiales; Symbiodiniaceae.
AUGUCGGAGACCAAGCCCGUGCGUGGCUAUAUCGAUGGAUGCUUCGAUAUCAUGCACUCUGGGCACUACAAUGCCAUACGGCAAGCCAAAAGCAUCUGUGAUGUGCUUGUUGUGGGCAUCCACUCCGAUCAGGAGAUUGCCGACAACAAGUCUGUCCCAGUCAUGAAGCAAGAUGAGCGGUACUGUCUUUUGGAUCACAUUAAGUGGAUUGAUGAGAUCCUGUACGACGUUCCGUACUCACCAGAGAUCGCCACACUGGAACGCGCUCGUGCCGACUUUUGUAUUCACGGAGACGACAUGCCGGUCAACGCUCAGGGGGUUUGUGCAUAUGACGAGAUGCGCGAUGCAGGACGCCUUCGCAUCAUCAAGCGCACGGAGGGCGUGUCUACCACGGACCUUAUUGGCCGACUCCUGACCUUGUCACGCAACCAGCCAGCUGACUUUGCUGGCCAGCAGUCGCCCAACAUGGGUUACCGGAUCAGCUCGGAGGCCGCAAUUGAGCAGUGCAUGAUGCCGACGGCCCAUGUAGAUCUCUCUGAGACCCUCCGGGAAGCUCUGCUUGCUGUGGACCAGCUCAGUGAGAGCUACAAGGUGAGCGAGGAGGACCGUCGAUCCCUCAAAGAAAAGAUCACGGCGGCAGCUGUGCCGGAGCCGACUGGCAGCACGCGCUCUGAAGAAGGCCUGCCAGCAGCCCAACCUGCUGGCUAUCAGCAGCGGACUAAAGCUCCUGUGCAGCUGUUGGCCAGCACUCGGCGGAUUCGGGAGUUUUCCACAGCAAAGCAACCAACCUCGGAGGACAGGGUCGUCUAUGCCUGCGGCUCUUUUGACAUGUUCCAUGUUGGCCAUGCCGAGUUCCUCAAGGAGGCCCGCUCUCUCGGAACCUUCCUCCUAGUCGGCAUCUACGACGACGCAAGCAUCAGCCGAGCACGUGGACAGAAUCUUCCAGUCAUGAACUUGAACGAGCGGGUGCUGAACGUCUGUGCCUGCAAGUGGGUCGAUGAAGUCAUCAUUGGCGCCCCGAGGUAUAUUACGGAGGAUCUCAUCAAGACCUGGGACAUCCAUGUCGUAGCUCGCGGCUCGGGCCACCUGCGCAUAACGGGCUCUAUGCAAAGCGAGCGGUUCGAGGUGGCCCAAGGCAAAGGGAUUUUCCGUGAGAUCGCCUCGAAGUGGCCGGAGCUCUGUCACGACACCGUGGUCGAGCGCAUCAUCCAUGGUCGUGAGACUUACCUCGCUCGCAACAAGGAUCGGGCCAAGCGCGAGGAUGUGUACUACGAUGCGAAGAAGCCCAGCAACUCUCCUGCCGAAGCCUAG